AUGAGCUCCUUGACCUAUCUCAGCCCCGACCACGUCAAGUAUAUGAUUUCGUUGGUCUCCCAGUUUCCAUGUAUCUGGAACAGCAACAUCGCUGGAGACGGUCGUCCCGCGGUCGUUCGCGCUUGGAAUAAAAUCAAAAAGGACUUUGACACUCGGUUUCUCUGCACGGUUGAUGGUAUGUUGUUCUUUCAAACUGUCAAUUUUGAUCGUUUUUUGGUGUCGAUCCUGGAAACUCGGUUUUCUAACAAUGUGAACCAUAUACUUUGCGGUUUUGUUGGGUCUCGAAAAAAAAUUGCCCAGAAUCAGUGUAGAGACCAUGUACAUGAAUCCUGAAAGUGUCACUCAAAAAAAUCCGUAAGAUGAAGACAAAAAGUUUUAUAACUGUUAAUUUCAACGUAUUUUUGAUCGUUUUUUUCUAUCUUUGAGAUUUUCUGUUUUUGAAAAAAAGUAGGUUUUUGUAGAUUGAAGUUUUCAGUACGACAACAAACAUUUCUUGGCCAAUUUUUCAAAAGUUUCUCUGUCUUUUUGAGAGUUUAACACGCUGUCUCCGUUAUUCUCAAAAAAAUUUCUAAAAAGCAACGGGUACAAUAAAAAAUAUUUUUUUGAUUUCGACAAAAACUUCAUCCAGUGUGAUAACCCAUCAUCAGAAAUGCGGACCCAACUUUUUUUGAGCCAUUUCCUCUUACUGUAGCCGGGUUACGGUAGGCAGGUGGGCACCUGCGUAUCUCAGUAUUUAUGAGUUUUUUUAUUAGGCAAGUGAUAUAUCAAUCGAUAGGUAAUUCAAUUUUAGGAACUUUUUACAGUACAUACCAUCAUGGGUUACGGUGGGAAAAAUUUUUGAGUUACGGUACUUUUUUUGUGUCUGCCGAGUCAGUUUUUUUCGACCACCAUGAGCUUGAGCCAGGGAGAUCCAUUCUUCCUAACUUCUCAAAAGAUACCUUACGAGAAGCUGUACAAGCUGUUACUAGUUUGAAAAAAAUCCUAGGUGGACCAUCAUUUCGAAAAAAAUCGCCCCGAAGGCGCGCAAUCGUGGUCUUGCGGCGGCCAAGUGGGUGAAGUCCAUGAUGCCUGACGGCUCAUUCUUCAGAGAUCCAUUCCAAUCUUUGUUUCCAUUUUACUAAUAGACAUCUAUUAUUGAUUUUUUUAUUUCAAUUUGAGAUGUUUUUCGGGUUGACCAUCAUCUCGAAACUUUCAUUUUUGAACCCAAAUUUGGCCUAAAAUGGCCGACUCGGCCUUUUUCACGGGAUCCCUGACCCCGUAUGUGACCGUUCUCAACUUUUUUUCCUUUCUUAAACAUGAACAAGAGUGUCUGAACAACAGUUUUAUAACAAUCGGAACCCCUUUUUGAGAGGACCAUCAUCUCGAAAUUUCAUUUUUGAACCCAAAUUUGGCCUAAAAUGGCCGACUCGGCCUUUUUCACGGGAUCCCUGACCCCGUAUGUGACCGUUCUCAACUUUUUCCUUUCUUAAACAUGAACAAGAGUGUCUGAACAACAGUUUUAUAACAAUCGGAACCCCUUUUGAGAGGACCAUCAUCUCGAAAUUUCAUUUUGAACCCAAAUUUGGCCUAAAAUGGCCGACUCGGCCUUUUUCACGGGAUCCCUGACCCCGUAUGUGACCGUUCUCAACUUUUUCCUUUCUUAAACAUGAACAAGAGUGUCUGAACAACAGUUUUAUAACAAUCGGAACCCCUUUUGAGAGGACCAUCAUCUCGAAAUUUCAUUUUGAACCCAAAUUUGGCCUAAAAUGGCCGACUCGGCCUUUUUCACGGGAUCCCUGACCCCGUAUGUGACCGUUCUCAACUUUUUCCUUUCUUAAACAUGAACAAGAGUGUCUGAACAACAGUUUUAUAACAAUCGGAACCCCUUUUGAGAGGACCAUCAUCUCGAAAUUUCAUUUUUGAACCCAAAUUUGGCCUAAAAUGGCCGACUCGGCCUUUUUCACGGGAUCCCUGACCCCGUAUGUGACCGUUCUCAACUUUUUCCUUUCUUAAACAUGAACAAGAGUGUCUGAACAACAGUUUUAUAACAAUCGGAACCCCUUUUGAGAGGACCAUCAUCUCGAAAUUUCAUUUUGAACCCAAAUUUGGCCUAAAAUGGCCGACUCGGCCUUUUUCACGGGAUCCCUGACCCCGUAUGUGACCGUUCUCAACUUUUUUUCCUUUCUUAAACAUGAACAAGAGUGUCUGAACAACAGUUUUAUAACAAUCGGAACCCCUUUUUGAGAGGACCAUCAUCUCGAAAUUUCAUUUUUGAACCCAAAUUUGGCCUAAAAUGGCCGACUCGGCCUUUUUCACGGGAUCCCUGACCCCGUAUGUGACCGUUCUCAACUUUUUCCUUUCUUAAACAUGAACAAGAGUGUCUGAACAACAGUUUUAUAACAAUCGGAACCCCUUUUGAGAGGACCAUCAUCUCGAAAUUUCAUUUUGAACCCAAAUAUCGGCUUAGUUUCCCCAUUUGAAGUUUUUAUCAUUUACAUCGAAAUCUAUUCUGCCAAUUUAUUUUUAAAACAGCUAAUCAAAAAUGAGAUAUGUGAAAUACCAAGAAAUUUUUUUCAUAAAAGAGAAAACCCGACACUCUGACCACCGGUGAGGUUGAAACUUAACUUUCAAGGUGAUUUUUUAUAAAUGUUUUCAUUAUAACCUAAAUAGUGGUUCUAAAUCUUCAAAAAUUUUUUUCAUACCUAAAAAAACAAGACAUUCGUCUUGUGACUAUUUUUUUGUGAAAAAAAGAACCAAAAAAAUAUUUCGAUUUUUCAAGCAAAAAUUUUUAUUUAAAAAGUGGGUUUCCUAGGUAAACGGUCAUUUUGGAAUUGGUCCAAAAUAAAAUUUUAUUUUUCAGUUCUCAUCUUCAUAUUCUCAUCAAAAAGUUAAAAGGGCCAAGAUCUGUAUUGAGGGAACCAAUAAUUUCAUUGGAAGGGUAAACCAAAAGUUUUCAAGCCAAAUUUGGGUUCAAAAUGAAAUUUCGAGAUGAUGGUCCUCUCAAAAGGGGUUCCGAUUGUUAUAAAACUGUUGUUCAGACACUCUUGUUCAUGUUUAAGAAAGGAAAAAGUUGAGAACGGUCACAUACGGGGUCAGGGAUCCCGUGAAAAAGGCCGAGUCGGCCAUUUUAGGCCAAAUUUGGGUUCAAAAUGAAAUUUCGAGAUGAUGGUCCUCUCAAAAGAGGUUCCGAUUGUUAUAAAACUGUUGUUCAGACACUCUUGUUCAUGUUUAAGAAAGGAAAAAGUUGAGAACGGUCACAUACGGGGUCAGGGAUCCCGUGAAAAAGGCCGAGUCGGCCAUUUUAAGCCAAAUUUGGGUUCAAAAUGAAAGUUCCAGAUGAUGGUCCUCUCAAACGGGGUUCCGAUUGUUAUAAAACUGUUGUUCAGACACUUUUGUUCAUGUUUAAGAAAGGAAAAAGUUGAGAACGGUCACAUACGGGGUCAGGGAUCCCGUGAAAAAGGCCGAGUCGGCCAUUUUAGGCCAAAUUUGGGUUCAAAAUGAAAGUUCGAGAUGAUGGUCAACCCGAAAACAUCUCAAAUUGAAAUAAAAAUCAAUAAUAGAUGUCUAUUAGUAAAAUGGAAACAAAGAUUGGAAUGGAUCUCUGAAGAAUGAGCCGUCAGGCAUCAUGGACUUCACCCACUUGGCCGCCGCAAGACCACGAUUGCGCGCCUUCGGGGCGAUUUUUCGAAAUGAUGGUCCACCUAGGAUUUUUUCAAACUAGUAACAGCUUGUACAGCUUCUCGUAAGGUAUCUUUUGAGAAGUUAGGAAGAAUGGAUCUCCCGGCUCAAGCUCAUGGUGGUCGAAAAACUGACUCGGCAGACACAAAAAGUACCGUAACUCAAAAUUUUCCCACCGUAACCCAUGAUGGUAUGUACUGUAAAAGUUCCUAAAAUUGAAUUACCUAUCGAUUGAUAUAUCACUUGCCUAAUAAAAAAACUCAUAAAUACUGAGAUACGCAGGUGCCCACCUGCCUACCGUAACCCGGCUACAGUAAGAGGAAAUGGCUCAAAAAGUUGGGUCCGCAUUUCUGAUGAUGGGUUAUCACACUGGAUGAAGUUUUGUCAAAAUCAAAAAAUAUUUUUUUUUAUUGUACCCGUUGUUUUUGAGAAUAACGGAGACAGCGUGUUAAAAACUGAAAAUAAAUUCCUUCGUCGUCAAAAAAAAACCGAUUUGCCUUUAACUUCGACGGUUUUCGGAAAAAAAUUCCUGAGUUUUUACUCAUCCAAUUUAAAAGGACUUUUUGAGGCGUCUUUCCUCCUAAACCAGGAAGGCUAGGGUUUUCAAGACCGCUUUAUUUGGCAGUUCAGACCAUUGCCUGUAUUUUGAGAAAAACCUCCUACCUGUUGGCUUGGAACACAAUGUUUGCAUUUACAGAAACAGGACUACAGAGCUGUUGGGAAACUCUUCAAACCAAGUACCGAAAAUGGACGAGAAGCCCCCAAAAAAUGUUCGGCUAUUCGGAAGAGUUGUCCUUUUUGUCGUCGAAUAUAAAGUUUUUAUUUAUUUACAUGGGUUAUCUGAUAUCCUAUUUGUAGAGCGAUUCCCUUGUCAGAUCUGAACGAAGAACUCCGUCACGACGUCUUGACUAGUAAUAUUGUUUCUUCCGAAGCGACCUGGAUAUGGCCAGGUUUUCGAUUUUUUUUCGCGUUUUUUCAGUCAGUUUUGCAGAAAGUUAUACGAAGGAAGUUCUGAUGAGAGUCUCGCUCCGACUUAGACACAUGCUCCACGACCUCGAUGAUAUUAGAAAUAAGGACGAUUUCAACCGACGAAUAGGUUCUUUUUAUGAGAAACAGUCCAGCCAAAGUUAAAACUACGAUAAAGAAUUAGAAUAAAACAUUAGAUGCUAAAAUAGGUUUAAAUCUGCCACACCGAAAAAUUAAUUGAAAUUUUCUCCAGUUUUUGAUGUAUAAACAUCUGAUAAGCCUCAUUUAGUACUUGGUGCAUACAUCGGUUGGAUCCCACCCAGCCUUUUGCGCGCGCGAUUUGAAAAUGUACUGAAGUAGGCCGCCCUUUUUCGGGCGGUAGGCCGCAAUUUUGGGGGUUAGCCCGCAGUUUGACGGGGGGCGGAAGGGGGUAGGCCGUACUCCGGGGUGGGAUCUAGCCGACGUAUGACCUGGAGCCCUCAUUUGAACCAUUAUCUCUCGUUUGACACGGCGAUUUUCUAUACACAAAUCGAUUUUUGCUCCCUGGAUCCUUAUUUACCAUUAUACGGCUCGAUUAACGCGAUUAAAUUAUGAUAUAAGCAGUUUUUUUUAUUCCGGUGUGCUCAAAAAUUGUGGAGAAUUUAUAUGAGUCUAUUCAAAAGCGCUCAAAGUUGUAAAAAAAAAAAGGAACCCAUUUCAGUGUCCCAGAUUUUAACAGUUUGCUUAUUAAAAGUCUUUUUUCUUGUUUUGGAAGAAUUUUCAAUUUUUUAACUGUCGUGAUGAUUCCACAAAAAGUUAAAAAGAAAAGAUUUAUGAUACGAUUAUUUUUUUUUGGCUUGAAAGACGAGGGAGGCGGAGAACAAGGCGGGACGCGUAGCGUGCGCGUUUGCGCGUCUUGGCACGAGUUCCAUUCAACCGUCAGCGACUAUUUGGAAAGCCCCUUUUUCGCUUUUUUUUUAUUACUUUUUUUAAAAUUUUUUAUUUAUUUUUUUUCGGUUGUUGGACAAAAAUAUAGGAAUGAAUAGAAAAAAAGCGGUGAACGAGAUUUUCAAGUACUCGGUGGCGUUUGGAUUGAACUAGUGCCAAGAACCGCGGACGCGCACGCUACGCGUCUCACCUCCUCCUCGCGCCUCCUUUGCUUUUCAAGUCGAGAUGGAAUGACUAUAUUCCGUUAAUAUUCACUUUCAAAGACCCUGAUCCUAACUCAGUUGAGAGUAUCUUUUCAGGAAUCACCCGAUACACUUGCGCCGCGAAAAAAGCUCGCAGCGUCUCGAUCUACGGCUGGAAUUUAUAA
This is a messenger RNA of Caenorhabditis auriculariae, 5917 nucleotides long. The record is from the annotation of a GenBank genome assembly. NCBI's taxonomy places the organism in Eukaryota, Metazoa, Nematoda, Chromadorea, Rhabditida, Rhabditidae.